AUGAAUGAAACAGUCGAUAGUGUGCGACGUUUUGUGACAGAUCAAUCAUCGUUUGCCGCCGAUAAAAUGAGUUCAAUUUUUGCUUCGUUACGUCGUCGUUUUGGCACCAAUGCGGGUAUGAAUGAGACGGAUCAACUUCUAUUAGCUAUUAACGAUGCUAGAAAAAUAAUUCGAAGCUAUCAUAACGAAAUGAAUGCUAAUUUACUCACUGUAACAUCUUCUUAUCAUUAUUCUAUCGAUCGUCUUGAAAAAUAUUUACACAUAGCUCAACAACAUUAUCAGCGUAUUUUACUCUAUGAACAACAACAAAAUACUAAUGGGCGUUUAAAUCGACGGUCAUCCAUUAGAGAACAUCAUUCUAAAAUUGAACUAACAGAUACGAUUAAAGUAACUAACGAACUACGAUCGCUCAUUGAACAAACAUCGAACAAUAAAAACACUUAUUCGUUCUUUGUAGGUGACGAUAAUAAUAUUAACAAUUCUUCAAAAGAUGGAGAAAAAUAUCUGAAUGCUUAUGAUACGUUAAACAAAAAUCGAAAUGUUGUUCGAUCAAAUCCAACAUUGAAUGAGGAUAUAAGUGAUAGCAACGGUAAGAUACAUCGUCAAAAAUUCAGAAAUUCUAUGAGAAAUAUGCUCAAACGUCAACUAACAUCCACAACAAGAAAAGUAUCUAAAACAAAAACACCUAUUCUAGGUAAUGAUUCAUACAAUCAUAUUUAUGAAACUCUUGAAUCAUCUAGUCCAAUUAAAGAUGAAACAACUACAGAAAUAUCUACACCAAAACCACAAGAACCAUCACCAAAAUGUGUCUAUUUGUUACCAAGUUCCUUGGUCGUUCUCGAUCAUUUUACAACUAAUCUCUAUCUUGCUGUCAACACAUCAUUAAACCAAAUUUUAGUUGUAUUUGGUUCAACAAAAAUUCAUACUAUAAAAACAUACAAUACAGAUGGAAAGAAGACGGGAAAUGAUUUAAUUCUAAAUUAUAAGUAUGAAGAUCUUCAUGGUUAUAAACUUUUAUGUUGUGCACUUAAUAAUAGUAAUCAGUAUCGUAUUAUCGUUAAUGAAAUACGUGUCUACGCCAAAUCACCACCACUACCACAAACAACACCAAUAACAGCUAUUGAAGAUUUUCGACAAACGAUGAAACAACGUUUAUUAUUUUUUGACGAUGUUGGUCGAUAUAUAUGUGUAUCAAAACGUAUACCUGUUCAAAAUGAAAUAUUUUGUGUUGAAAUCGACCGUAACACAACAUCAAUUUAUGUCUAUGAUGGUGAAUUACUUUUAUGUUUAGAUCGAGGAUGGACAGUACCAGUUGAAAAUGCUGAGUGCAUUGCAUGUGGUGCAACAUUUUUGGUUUGCUUACACAUGAAAACUAAUCAAAUAAGCGUCUAUAAUAGUACGAAUGGUCAAUUUAGUUAUCGUUGGAUAAUAUCAUCGUCGUCUGUGACACAUUUACAGUGUAUUCACUUAUGUGUAUCAAAAAACGAUGAAAUUUACGUAUUAACAUGGAAUCGUGAUGUAUCACCAUCUAAUAAUUUGAUACUAGUAUUUAACGAAGAAGGACAUUUACAGCGUGAAAUUUGCAUACCGAAUAAAAUAACAUUGAAUGUACAUGGAAAGUAUGAGUACACAAUGACCAUUGGUGGUGGACAACAGUCACACCAAAAUCAGUUUUCAACACUAAUGAAACGUCAACAAAUGAAACUAAAACCAGCCAUUCCUCCAGUACAAUUAGCCAAUUCUGAUUCGUCAUUGAUGUGGAUGCAACGACCAACACAUUUAGUAUGGGGAACGCCUUCUCGCUUUCCAUUUGCACCACAACAAAACCCGUGGGCAUUUCAAAGACCACCUUUGAAUUAUUCAAAUCCACCACCAGCAGGACUAGGCAUUUACGGUGGUUAUGAUCGAAUGAUGAUGCGUCACCCUCAGUCAGAUCACAGUGAUCCAACAAUAUUUAGAGCAUGUUUCGUUGCUAUCACUGAUGAUGGUACAUUAAUUGUGUCUAACAUAAGCGAUUUGGGCAUGGAUGAAGACAUUAGUCAAGGAUCAGAAAUUAGAUUAAACAGAAAAAUUGUCUUUUUUCAUUUGGGAACUUGA
Molecule: messenger RNA, 2097 nt
Organism: Didymodactylos carnosus
Lineage: Eukaryota; Metazoa; Rotifera; Eurotatoria; Philodinida; Philodinidae
Source: the annotation of a GenBank genome assembly